Molecule: messenger RNA, 2721 nt
Organism: Fundulus heteroclitus (mummichog)
Lineage: Eukaryota; Metazoa; Chordata; Actinopteri; Cyprinodontiformes; Fundulidae
Gene: wipf3
Product: WAS/WASL interacting protein family member 3
Exons: 8
Coding region: 436-1803 (455 amino acids)
Molecular function (GO): actin binding
Source: RefSeq, a predicted model, not a curated record
UUCCACUGACUCGGUUGGAUCGUAAAACGAUUGAAGCGUCUAGUUUACAGUCGCAGGUCCCGCUCUCUCGCCAUUGGCCCCUGCGCUCACAAGGUGGGGCUUGGCACGGAGCGCCUCCUGCGGAGCGCCUUUGCUGUGGCUGAUCUGGACCAGCGCUGCACAAACUGAGCGCAUUUCGCCGUGGAAAUACAUAUAGACGUGAGAUAAAGAAGAAAAAAAAAUUCUGUGAGAGUUUCUUUGAAGGUGUUUACAGGACCCACGGAUUGAACGUUUGAUCCGCGGCGUCCGUAUUUGCCUCAUUAGACUAAAAAUAACUUUGUCACGGCUCCGUUAUAUGAGGCGAGCACCAUGAGGACGCUGCUGUGCCGAGCUCUGUAGUACCAAAGCUGUCUCUGCGCAGCUAGGUCGUUAUUUCAAGGGACCCGAAGCGUCGGCAUGCCAGCCCCGCCUCCUCCCCCGCCGCCCCCGCUGGGGCCCCCUCCACCGCCUCCGCCCACCGCCGCCCUGCCACAGUGCCCUUUGGAGCCUCCUCAGCUCCAUCCUGGCCGAGGAGGUGGAAGGAAUGCCCUGUUGGCCGACAUCCAGAAAGGCGCCAAACUCCGGAGGGUCACACAGGUCAACGACCGCAGCGCUCCUGCAGUGGACGAGCUCAAGUCCAACACUGGAGACGUUGGCGCGUCUCAAAGCUCCUCAGCUGGAAUGGCUCCCACAGCACCCGCGAUGAGUGGACUGUUUGCAGGAGGCUUUCCCACUCUCAAGCCUAUAGGUCAUAGAGACUUAGCAGGCAAGACCUCAGUGUCUCGGUCGAGCUCGGCCGUCUCUCUGAGGCCGCAGUGGAACCCUCCCGCAUCGAGUGACUCGAGCUGCCGUCCAGAGUCCCACAAGACGCCAGAGAUCCAGAACUCCUUCCAGCGUCUCCUCACUCCCUCUGCCUCCGCUCCUCCCUCCCCCUCUCACAGCAGGAAACACCCGCCACCUUUCCCUAUGUCUUCUCCCCCCACACCUCCGCCCGCCCCUCCCUCGGUUCCUCCCCCACCUCCCCCGCCUCAAGCCUUCCAGGAUCGACCUGCCUUCAAGCCUCCCGCUCUUCCCUCCUGCCCUCCUCCUCCUCCUCCCCCUCCAUCCCAGAUCACCAGGCCAACGUGGCUGCCCGUCCAGCAUUCUCACCACGCAUCGGUGACGCAGCCAUCCACUCCGCCUCCUCCGCCUCCACCUCUGACUCACCCGCUUCCUUCAUCCAUGCCAGGGGACCGCUCAUCGGGUUACUUCUUCUACUCUCCGCCUCCCGCUGCCGCCUGCUCUGAACCGUCCAGGUUCCCCAUCCUGCGUGACAGCCCCCUCGGGCCUCCUCCACCACCGCCUCCUCCACCGUUACCUACGUCCUUCACCCCAAGCUGCCCAACCAGCCUCCCACCACCGCCACCCAAAACUGCCCCGGUGUCCUCACCGGCCAUGCGCUCGCUGCCUCCUUCCUACCCUUGCAGCCUUCCCACUCGGCGGCCGCCAGCCGUGCCCAGGAGUUUAGGUGUGAGCCGGCUGCUGGCUCCGCCCCCUCCUCCACCGGCACGUUCCCCCAACACAGAGUUGACCACCCGCACUCUUCCCCCUCCGCCACCCCCACCUCCAUUCAGCCUCAGGAAUGGACACCACAGUCCGGUGGAUGACUUUGAAUCCAAGUUCCAGUUUCACCCAGAGGAAGACCUCCCCCCACCUGAUGAAUUCAAGCCUUUCCCUCGUGUCUACCCAAGCAAAGAAAACAGGGUGAACCCCAAGCCCCCUGGGAUCAGGACACACCUCAGAUGACUCGCUGGGCCUCCGUCUUCCUUUCUCGCUCCGGCAACGCUCCUCCUCGGUCGUGUGACGGCUCCAGAUCCUCGCGAAACAGCCACAGACAUCUCAUCUAUGUUUAGCGUGCGCGCGCGAGUGCUGCGUGAGCGUAUGAGGGUGUCAAACAGGGUCCGGCCUUAUUCUGACUGUGCGACCUCUGACCUUUUCCAGCACGGAAUGUUUUCAAUGUGUGUGAGGAGGAGGGCUCGACAGACCGAAUGAUCUCUACACAUUAAGUCCACGGACAGCUUUACAUCUUCUUGUUUUUUUGUUUAUACGUUUUUAUCAGUUUAGACAUUAAUGGAAGGAUGGAACAAGAAGAUUUUUGUCAUCAUGAAUGACCUCGACACCAGAUUGUUUACUGCCUUUAUAGCCACAACGUUUUGAAGACAUACAAACUUGUCUUAGACGUAGGCGUUCUGCUGCGUUCAAGUAGGAUUUUAUGCAGAAUUUGGUCAAUUUCACUUUUUAAACAUCUUAACUGGCUGAAGAAAAAGCACUUUUUUGUGGUUGUGCUGCAAGUCGCUUUAAAAAAGACCCAAAAUGUGCAUUCAGACACAUACAGAUUAGUGGUGCUCCUUUGAGUUACUGCGACUUUUAAUUUUAGAAACUGUUUUAGGACAGACAUAGUAGUGGUUGGGGGGGGGUGUUUGAGGUUUAGAUUUUAUUAACAAUUAAUAAAUGAUUGGUGCUGCUCUCAUCUUUCCAAUAGCCGCCAGCCCAGAGUUUAACACUUGGGAGGACAGUGUCACCUGCUGGUUAAAUGUGAAAGUGUCAGCAAAAUUAACCAAAGUGGACACAAGCGAUUUCAUCCACACAGCUCUACUCCAUUUCCGGUCAUGUCUGGUGUGGAAGGCUGAUCGGAAAAACUAAAUAAAGGUAUUUGAAAAUAAA